Molecule: messenger RNA, 1792 nt
Organism: Malus domestica (apple)
Lineage: Eukaryota; Viridiplantae; Streptophyta; Magnoliopsida; Rosales; Rosaceae
Product: scopoletin glucosyltransferase-like
Molecular function (GO): UDP-glucosyltransferase activity
Source: RefSeq, a predicted model, not a curated record
GAGCUUUCAUGUAUCACAAACAACGCCACCGCCACCGCAGCCCUAAGACAUUACGUCAUCCAUCUUCAUUCGUAAAUCCCAAUAAUCAUGGGUAGCGAAAAUCGUGAUUUCCACAUCUGUUUCUUUCCUUUCAUGGCUCACGGCCACAUGAUACCGAUCUCCGACAUGGCCAAGCUCUUUGCAUCCCAAGGAGUAAAAACCACCAUAGUCACCACUCCUCUAAAUGCCCCAACAUUAUCCAAAGCCACCCAAUCAAGUAAAACCUGCUCCGGCGGCGUCGAAGUCAGAAUCAAAACCAUCAAGUUCCCUUCUGUAGAAGCCGGUCUGCCAGAAGGGUGCGAGCAUGUCGACUCACUCCCCUCACCAGAAUUCAGGACCAAUUUUUACAAAGCAACAAGCCUUCUCCAAGAACCUCUAGAGCAUCUUCUGCUCCACGAAAACCCUAGUUGCCUUGUGGCAGACUUUCUUUUUCAUUGGGCAACUGAUGCUGCUGCAAAGUUUGAUAUUCCAAGGCUAAUUUUUCAUGGCACUAGUUUCUUUGCCAUGGCUGCCUCAGAUAUUGUGACAAAGUAUGAGCCGUUCAAGAACACUUCGUUGGAUUCGGACCCUUUCAUGAUUCCGGAUUUUCCUGGUGAGAUUACGAUGACACGAGCCCAAGUUCCUGAUCAUGUCAAGGAAAAUAUCGAAAACGACUUGAUCCGGAUGGUCAAACGGGCCAAGGAAGCUGAGAAAACGAGCUAUGGAAUUGUUGUGAACAGUUUCUAUGAGCUCGAAUCGGCUUAUGCAGAUUAUUACAGAAACGUGCUUGGGAUGAAAGCUUGGCAUAUUGGCCCUGUUUCUCUAUGCAAUAGAAACAAUGAAGAAAAAGCACUUAGAGGAAAAGCAGCUUCCAUCAACGAGCACGAUUUCUUGAAGUGGCUUGAGUCAAAAGAACCUAAUUCGGUUGUUUAUGUAUGUUUUGGAAGCGUGGCUAAAUUCAAUGCCUCUCAGCUUAAGGAGAUUGCAAUGGGGCUUGAGGCUUCUGGGCAGGACUUCAUGUGGGUUGUGAGGACCGGACAAGGUUAUGACAUGGAGAAAGAGGAGUGGCUGCCAGAAGGGUUUGAGGAUCGGAUGGAAGGGAAAGGACUAAUCAUAAGAGGGUGGGCCCCGCAGGUUCUGAUUCUUGAUCAUGGGGCAGUUGGCGGGUUUGUGACUCACUGUGGGUGGAACUCGACGUUGGAAGGGAUCGCUUCCGGGUUGCCGAUGGUGACGUGGCCGGUGGCGGCCGAGCAGUUUUACAACGAGAAGCUGGUGACCCAAGUGCUGAAAAUUGGUGUCGGAGUUGGUGCUCAGAAAUGGGUUAGGGUUGUGGGGGAUAGCGUGAAGAAGGAAGCUGUUGAGAAAGCUGUCAGGAGGAUUAUGGUGGGUGUGGAAGCACAAGAAAUGAGAAGCAGAGCUAGGGAACUUGCAGAGCAGGCAAAGAGGGCUAUUGAGAAAGGGGGAUCGUCACACUCUGAUUUGAAUGCUUUAAUUGAAGAGUUGAGUUCCCACUAGUUAGAAUUGGAGCACACAUUCAGAUGGACUUCACUUUCGGAAUAUUUCUGAUUGAUAAUGUUUUGUACAAAAUCUAAGUAAGAAUAGUCACUCAUAAUUCAUGAACGAAUGAUUAAUGUUGAGGAUAGUGACUAAAAGUUUAUUUGUUUUUCUUUUGACCCAGAUUAGACUUUCACGAUGCAUUUUAUUUAUCUCUAAGGGUCAUAUAUUUGCCCAGCCAAAGAAAAUAAUUCUAAGGGUCCUAUACUCUUUUCUUUAA